AUGAUGCGCCGCGCCCUCACAACAACCGUAAGGCGGCACCUCGCCGCACCAGCCAUGCCGCCGCGCCCCGCAGCGACAACCACGCCGGAGGAGCUCGUCGCCGAGCUGGCCGCGCGGCCCUCGACGUCGCUGAGCCUACACGACAUGGCGAAUGCAUGUGAUCGGGGCGACGCGUUAUCAGCAGCACAAUACACGCAUUCCGAGCUACCCGUCCGUCUCGCGAAGCAAGCCUUUGAAAUACGACGCGCUCUCGGCUCGCACGACGACGACCAGGCUAGUGGCAUCGCCGGCUACUACGAAGCGACAUUAGUAGAAUUACUCACGGAACCAGCACCGACGGACCGGGCCUCCGAGCAACGCUUCGCGGCGACCAUCACACGUUUAUUGAAUGAGACGCGGAAUCAUAUUCCACUCGCACUGGCCCAGGCCGUCCGGGCCAAAAGAGCUGCGGCUUUCGCGGCCGUCGUUUCGAGGGGUGGCGGCGGCGGCGUCGCUACUUUGGAUACCAAAAUCAACGGCGUCGAGACGAAGGAGCCUUCAUAUGCCCCUUCCAAAGCGGAGACCGCUGCUCGGCUGCAAUUGGAUCGGGACCUGGAGCGCUUCUUCACGGCGCGCGUUGGGAUCAGAUUGCUCACGGAGCACUAUCUUGCGGUGAGAGGCGACAUCGCUCCCUUAAUUGAUACAUCAUGCAAUCCUGGCGAAGUCGUUUCGGCCGCGGCUGAUGAUGUUAAGCAAUUGGCCAAGAGGGCCUACGGCACCGAUUUUGAAUUUGACGUCGUUGGUGAUAAGGAUAUCCAAAUUACCUACGUCACGAAGCACAUGCGCUACGCGCUCGGCGAGCUGUUCAAGAACGCGGCUAGAGCCGUCGCCGAGAGGAAGGCAGACCCGAGGAUCAAAGUGGUCAUCGCCGACGGGAGCGAGGACCUCGCGUUUAAGGUGUGUGAUGAGGGCGGUGGGUUUUCAAGGCCGAUGCGGCACAACGCGUGGUCCUGGUUCUGGAGUAGCGGCCCGCCUCUUGGCAGAUCCGCGGGGAGCGGCGCCGGGGGAGGUCUAGGGUUGCCGAUGACGCGGUGCUUGGCGAGGUAUUUCGGUGGUGAACUCUCACUUAGACCGCUCGAGGGCCACGGCACGGACGCCUACCUGCACCUGGCGAAAUUGGGCGUCGGCGCGUGCGAGGCGCUCCCGCGCGCCGUGCGCGAGUCGCCGGGCGGGCUCGUGUCGUCGCUGUAUUUUGAUGAGGAGAGGGACGUGGCCCACGACCGGAGGAUAAAGUAACAACUGUUUGG
Messenger RNA from Pelagomonas calceolata, 1286 nucleotides. The record is from the annotation of a GenBank genome assembly. Lineage: Eukaryota; Pelagophyceae; Pelagomonadales; Pelagomonadaceae.